Molecule: messenger RNA, 1682 nt
Organism: Raphanus sativus (radish)
Lineage: Eukaryota; Viridiplantae; Streptophyta; Magnoliopsida; Brassicales; Brassicaceae
Product: leucine-rich repeat extensin-like protein 7
Exons: 1
Coding region: 146-1411 (421 amino acids)
Molecular function (GO): protein binding
Source: RefSeq, a predicted model, not a curated record
UGUCACAUUUAACAAUAAGAACCAGAAGCACUCACUGCUAAUCUCUCUCUUUCACAGAUUUGAAUCUACAACUAAAACAAAAGAUAAUAACAAAAGAAGAGAAAGAAGAAGAGUGCAUUAACAAAACUAAACACAUUAUACUGUGAUGAGGAUCUAUCAACCAACCCUAUUAUUGUUCAACGCCACCGUCAUCUUACUUUACAUAUCAGCCAUCACGACCGCCACAACUACUGGGUCCCGGCCACUUCUUUACGUCCGAGACGACCCAAUAACGAUACCUCCAUACUUCAUCUUCGAAAACGUACGGCUCGAGAGAGCCUACGUGGCGCUACAAGCGUGGAAGCGGACCAUGAUCUCUGACCCGUGGAACCUAACGUUAAACUGGUUCGGUCCCCGUGUGUGCGACUACAACGGAGUGGUAUGCUCUGAAUCCCUCGACGACCCUUCUAUCAACAAAACUGUCUCCGGCGUCGAUCUAAACCACGGCGAUAUCGCCGGUCAUCUCCCCGAAGAGCUUGGCCUCCUCACAGACAUUGCUCUGUUUCACGUCAACUCGAACCGGUUCUGUGGGACCCUCCCACUCGGGUUUUCUCAGCUGAGUCUCUUGUUUGAACUUGAUCUCAGCAAUAACCGGUUCGCUGGUAAAUUCCCGGAUGUGGUUAUCGGUUUACCGAAACUGAAGUACCUUGAUCUCCGGUACAACGAGUUCGAAGGGGGGUUACCAGAAUCUCUAUUCGAAAAAGACCUAGACGCUUUGUUUCUGAAUAGUAACCGGUUCACUAGCAAAAUCCCGGUUAACAUGGGGAACUCCCCGGUAUCGGUUCUAGUUCUGGCCUCGAACCGGUUUGAUGGAUGUAUACCGACGAGUUUCAGCAAGAUGGCCAAGACUCUGAACGAGAUCAUCUUGAUGGAUAACGGUUUACAGUCCUGUCUACCCAAUGACAUGGGGCUGCUUCAAAACGUCACCGUUUUGGAUAUUAGUUACAACUCGCUGGUGGGAGAGUUGCCGGAGUCGAUGGGCCAGAUGGAGAGCCUAGAGGUGUUAAACGUGGAGCGUAACAUGUUCUCCGGUGUAAUACCGGAGGAGAUCUGUUUACUUAAGAAUCUUAGAGAGUUUAGAUACGGUUCUAACUACUUCACUGGAGAACCACCAACGUGUCGUUAUCUAGAGGAAUAUAGUAGUAAGAUGAACUGUCUCAAGGAUGCCAAAGAGCAGAGGUCGACGAUGGAGUGUAAGGUGUUUUUGUCGAAGCCUGUGGAUUGUGACUCCUACAAGUGUAGUCCUGUCACUUCUUCGUGUGUUUGUCCAUGCCAUCUUUCUCCUCAUCCACCUCAGAUAUCACCGUUUUCUCCACCAUCGGCGCCGUCUCCGUCUCUUCCACCAGCGCCGCAGUCAUCUCCAAGUGCUUAACAAAGAGGCUCUUUCUCGCAGCCACCGGUGAACUGAUCGAUCUAUGUGUAGAGAGAAACUAGAAAUGGGCACGUGUUGAAACGAGAUUGUUUAGAGCCAGAGGGAAUUUAUUUGAGACAGCAAGCUGCAAAUCUAUAGGACAAAGUGUAGGACUUGUCGCUUUAGUAGAUUUGCAUGUGUGUGUUUUAUUUACAUAAUUUUUUUAAUUAUAUGAUUCUUGUUUGUUAAGCCUUUUUCAGAUUCAUUAAUAAAGAACGAACGGUGGCAAUCA